CCUCACCGGGGGUAAUCGAUCGGAGUAGUAAUGGUAAUGGAGAACGGGGAAGGGAAGGGAGACCUCACCGGGGCACGCCGGCAGGGGCUCGCCCAAAUCGGAGGGAAAUGGCGACGGGGAACGGCGCUGGGGAAGAUGGCAACGACGACGGGUCUGGGGAAGAUGGCGACGGCGCUGGGGAAGCUGAAGUGCAGUCCAGAUGCGACGGCGACAGAGCUGGGGUAGAUGGCGACGGCGCUGGGGAAGAUGGCGAUGGCGACGACACUUUUUGUCUCCAGGCUCUCCACGAAGAAGAAGAUGGUGAAUGAAAUUUCAAAUUUGGGAAUUACGGUUCUGCCCGACCCCGACCCACCUUCCCCUUUAAUUUUCGGUCUUUUAGUUUUUAAUUUUUUUUAAUUACACCAACCGACCGAAUGUAAAAACCGGACGAACGGUUCGAGCGGCUCGAGCCGUUAACCGCUUCGGCCGCUCGCCGGCCGCCCCAGAGAACCAGUCCGGCUAAAUAGCUGAUCCGAGCCGGUUUUGUGCCUGGUUGGCGGUUUUGGCGGCUCGGCCGGCCGACUCGGCUCGGCUUUCACAACACUGCUUUAGAGAAUGAUGGUAUAGGUUUCACUCAUAAAGACUUAUUACCAUA
Linum trigynum is the source of this 634-nucleotide messenger RNA. Lineage: Eukaryota; Viridiplantae; Streptophyta; Magnoliopsida; Malpighiales; Linaceae. The record is from the annotation of a GenBank genome assembly.